This is a messenger RNA of Paramecium sonneborni, 483 nucleotides long. NCBI's taxonomy places the organism in Eukaryota, Ciliophora, Oligohymenophorea, Peniculida, Parameciidae. The record is from the annotation of a GenBank genome assembly.
AUGAUGGAUAUUUUAGUGAUGGAUCGAAUUAAUGUUAGCUUUGUACAUCACCAUAUUCAAAGUGUGAAAAUAAUCCAAAUGAUUGGACCAAAUGCAUCUCUACUUUUACAUUAAGUUAGGAUAUACAAUAUAAAUAUCAGUGUUAAUCUGGCUAUUUUUAUAAUGAUUCUUAAACAUGUUAACAAUGUGAUAGUCCAUGCUAAACUUGCGAAUCAAAUAAGAAUCACUGAUUAAUAUUUCAUCAAUGUGUAUAUAAAACAGGUUGGAUUUUUAAUACUGAUGGUCUUACAUGCAUCAAAUGCUAAGUACCAUGUAUUACUUGUGUAGAUACAAUAAAUAAAUGUGUUAUCUGUAAAGACCUAGUACAUUAAUAACCUGAAUUUUGUUUAUGUGAAUCUGGAUGGAUAUUUGAUGACAAUUAUUUCUGUAUACCUUGUAUAUAACCAUAUAAAACUUGUGAAAUAUCUACAUCUAAAUGUUUGA